AUGUGGCUGCGGCGGGCAGGGGGCCGCGGGGGGCCGGCGGCCGUCCCGCCGCUCCUGCUGCUUUUCCUGCUGCUUCAGGUGCCCGCGGCGCGGCCCGGCCGCCUCUACUCGGCCGCUGACCCCCUGGAGCUGCUGGGGCCGGGGGCGGAGGGGCGGCUGCUGGGCUCCAGCAGCGCCUGGGCCGUCGAGUUCUUCGCCUCCUGGUGCGGGCACUGCAUCCACUUCGCGCCCACAUGGCGGGCCCUGGCUCGCGACAUCCGCGAGUGGAGACCUGCAGUGAUCCUGGCGGCCAUCGACUGUGCCGACGAGGACAACCAGGAAGUGUGCUCUGAUUUUGGGAUAACCGGCUUCCCCACCAUGAAGUUCUUCAGAGCUUUUAGCAAGAAGCCAGAGGAUGGGAUAAGGAUUACCAAUCCCAGUGCCACUGUUGAGGACCUGCGCCACGCCAUCAUCACCAACCUUGAGCAGAGCCAGGAUGCCUGGCCACCCGCUUGUCCUCCGCUGGAGCCAGCAAGCGCCGAGGAGGUUCGCACCUUCUUCCAGAGGAACAAGGAUCAGUACUUGGCACUCAUCUUCGAGAAGAGCAACUCCUUUGUGGGCAGAGAGGUGGCCCUGGACAUGCUGCAGUACGAGAACAUUGCAGUGAGGAGGGUGCUGAGCAGCGAGAAGGAGCUCGUGGAGAAGUUUAGCGUCACCUCCUUCCCCUCUGGAUACCUGCUCCUCCGCAAUGGCUCCUUCUUCCGCCUGCCUGUGCACAUAGAGGCACGUUCCUUCUACACCUACUACCUGCGCACUCUCACGGGCAUCACCCGCGGCUCCUACAAGCUGAACGCCACGGCCAGCAGCUCCAACGAGACCGACCGCGUGUCACACCCGCUGCGAGCCGACCGCUCCAAGCUGUACGUGGCCGACCUGGAGUCCGCGCUGCACUACUCGCUGCGGGUGGAGGCUGCCCGUGCCUCCUCGCUGUCGGGAGCACAGCUGGCCGCCUUCAAGUGCUACGUGGCCACGCUGGUGAAGUAUUUCCCAGGGCGCCCCUGCGUGCAGACCUACCUGCAGACCCUGGAUGCCUGGCUGAGGAACUGGACAGAGCCUGAGCUGCCCCGCACAGUUUUGAAGGAGGCCAUGAAGAAUAACAGAGAUGCCUCCCACCCUUCCGUGCUCCCCACCAACGUGACCUGGGUGGGCUGCCAGGGCAGUGAACGCCACUUCCGUGGCUAUCCCUGUGGGCUCUGGACCAUCUUCCACCUGCUGACUGUCCAGGCUGCCCAGAACGGUCCUGACAAAGAGUUACCCCUGGAGGUGCUGAGCACCAUGCGCUGCUACGUCCGGCACUUCUUCGGCUGCCAGGAGUGCGCCGAGCACUUUGAGGCCAUGGCAGCCAAGUCCAUGGACAGGGUGGCGAGCAGGGAGGAGGCCGUCCUCUGGCUCUGGUCCCACCACAAUGAGGUCAACGCUCGCCUGGCUGGAGGUGACACGGAGGACCCCAAGUUCCCCAAGCUGCAGUGGCCUCCGCCAGACUUGUGUCCCCAGUGCCACAAGGAGGAGCAGGGGGUCCAUGCCUGGGAGGAGCCGGCCGUGGUCACGUUCCUCAAGGCACACUUCUCCCCGGCCAACAUCUACAUGGACUAUGCCGAGCCCGACCCCGUCCCCGUGGCCAGGGAAGAGACCAGCGCCAGGCUGGGCAUGGAGGGCCCACGAGAUGAGAGGGGGAGAGGAGAAGAGGAGGAAAAAGAGACGGAGGGAGAGGCGAGAGUCCCGGGGCGCCCAGGCUCCCCUGAGCCACGGCGCCCCAGCAUUGUGCGGCUGAGCCCCAAGUUGCGGGAGGGGGGCGAGGACAUCGUGGACCUGGAUUCCUUCAGCGAGCAGCACUUCAAGAGCCAGGCGCUGCGAGCAGCUGCGGGCCGGCGCCGGCGCAUCAGCAAGCGGGACACCAUCGCCCUGGCCCGAGAUGGGGCGGCGGCCAGGGAGCGCCGGCGGGGCCCCGGCGUCCUGCUGCGGGAGGAAGAGGAGGAGGAGGAUGCCGGGGAGGGUCUGCGGAGGAGCCCCUGGCUGCGGGUGCUUGGUUUGGGCUUCUCCCGCCUGGACAUCAGCCUCUGCGUAGCCCUCUACUUCCUCUCCUCCAUGUGCCUCCUGGGCAUGUACACCUUCUUCCGCCUCCGCACCCGCGCCCGGAAAGGCCGCCCUGGCUUCCCCAUGGCCUGA
Molecule: messenger RNA, 2205 nt
Organism: Cinclus cinclus
Lineage: Eukaryota; Metazoa; Chordata; Aves; Passeriformes; Cinclidae
Gene: QSOX1
Product: quiescin sulfhydryl oxidase 1
Exons: 12
Coding region: 1-2205 (734 amino acids)
Biological process (GO): protein folding
Cellular component (GO): Golgi membrane
Molecular function (GO): protein disulfide isomerase activity; flavin-dependent sulfhydryl oxidase activity
Source: RefSeq, a predicted model, not a curated record